AUGGAGUUGCAACCGAGAGUGAGCUCAAUUGUUGCCACAAGGCUGUGGAAGAUUGUGAAAAUCGCUUUUGUAAUGAUCAGGAAAGGAUUGGUGUCCAAGAGAAAUUUUAUCAGUGACAUGACCGACGGGGCGAGGGACAGGAAGCUCGUGAGAGACUCACGGAGGAGUCUCAGCUUCAAUCACUAUAAUCCCUCAAAGAAAAUGCGCCGGAUCGGGCUCACCGGGUACGAGUACGAGUUCUCCUGCAGCAACAGCCCAAACCCGGUCAUCAUCCACUCGGCAAAGAACAAGAGCCAACGCUUUCCCUGCAUGAGGCUCCCUAAAGUUAUUGAAGACUUUGUGGAGGACGAGCCUGUGUGCCCUGAGACGCUCGUUUUUGUGGCGAAGACUCCUGAGUACACGUUCAACAUCCAGAUCGAGCGAAGCAGGCCGCUCAAGUCCCCCUACUCAGUGAGGGUCUCUAAUUACUCUAAUUACUCAUCAGAUGACGAGGGUGAUGGAAAAUAUGGGCAAGUGGACCACAAGGCUGACGAAUUCAUCAGCAGGUUUUAUGACCAACUGCGGAAGCAAAUUAUUUACUAA
Eucalyptus grandis is the source of this 582-nucleotide messenger RNA. RefSeq lists its product as uncharacterized. The record is from RefSeq and is a predicted model, not a curated record. Lineage: Eukaryota; Viridiplantae; Streptophyta; Magnoliopsida; Myrtales; Myrtaceae. The coding region runs from base 1 to 582 and encodes 193 amino acids. The transcript has a single exon.